AUGAGUGCGCAAACUGUCUUGUGGCACAUCUUGGAUAUGUUCCGAAAGGGAAGAAAUGCAAAGAUAUCCGAAAUCACAGAAACUCUUCAGAUAACCCGGAAGGAGUGCAUGGAUUCGCUGCAUUUAAUAGCGGAGCAGCUAGAGCCCAUGGGGUACGCUCUCGUGCCAGGAUAUACAUCCCGAGUGGAUGCAAGUGGAAAGGCACUUUUACCGGAUGAAAAUAGCAUGAACUAUACGCACAAGGCUGAGUCCCUAAAGAAGUGCGACUUUGUGUAUAUUGCAAAGAAGGAAGAGUGCACUGAGGAGGAGAAUAUGUACAUCAAUGAGCAUGUCUCUGAGAUACUAUACGUUUUCAUGGUGCUGUAUCUAAAUGGAAGCGAGCUGCAGUAUGAGAAAGUGCUGGGGGCUAUGAAAAAGAUAGAACGAGACGAAGACACAAUGAAGGAGCUGAUAAACAAGAAGUAUUUCUACAAGAAAAAGAGAAACGACGAGCAUUUCAUCCGGCCUGGGUGGAAGUUCUUCAUAGAGUUUCCAGAUUUUUCGCCAGAGGAGUACUUAGCAAUAGUCAAGACGUCCAGUGUAUAA
Molecule: messenger RNA, 585 nt
Organism: Nematocida ausubeli
Lineage: Eukaryota; Fungi; Microsporidia
Exons: 1
Coding region: 1-585 (194 amino acids)
Source: RefSeq, a predicted model, not a curated record